Acanthocheilonema viteae is the source of this 1842-nucleotide messenger RNA. The record is from the annotation of a GenBank genome assembly. NCBI's taxonomy places the organism in Eukaryota, Metazoa, Nematoda, Chromadorea, Rhabditida, Onchocercidae.
GAUACUUUGCAAUUGAAGCAAUCAGAAAAUGAUAAAGAUAAGUUGGAUUCAUCCAAUAUGGAUGAAGAUGUCACACAGCCAAGUGAUAUUACCUCGGAAGAAAAAUUGGAAGAAACUGAAUCCAACAAACAGAAAUCAGAUGAAAACGUCAUUUUGGAGGACAAAAAAGUGGACGAAGAAGUGGACAAAAAAGUGGACGAAGAAGUGGACAAAAAAGAGGAAAAAAAAUUGAUGGAACCAUUAGGAGAAGAAAUAAAAUCACAUAUGAUAAUGGACAAAUUACAAUCGCAAAUCUUUGUAGAGAGUGAUGCAUUUAAAAGGAAAAUGUCAAAGGAAAAGUUGCAGAAGGAUUUGGUAAAAGAUGACACAUCAUCACCAGUUCAACCAUCACCAAAAACGAUACACGCAACAUCUUCGAUAAUGAAAUCACAGAUAGCAAAACCGACAGUAAUAAAGACUCCACCAAUAAAAUCGACGGCAACAAAAAUUCAAACAACAAAACAAGAUGAAAGUGGAGUAAAGACAGCUUUGAAGCCACCCAAAGUUACUGUUGCUAUUCCCGGUCCCGAAGCUGUUAUUCCGUCAACAUUUACGGGUGAUAGUGAAGAUGACUACUUUCAUGGAUUUUUACCACGUGAAGAUGCAAAUAUGCUUUGUGUACUUGACGGUGAUUUUUUGAUACGAACUACCGAAGUUUCGUCUGGUGAAGAUCGUCAGCUCUGUUUAUCAGUUGCAUGGCGUGGUAAGCAUCAUAUCAUUUUAUACUAUGAUAAAAAAAAGAAUCAGUAUGGAGUGAAGCCUAGCCAUACAUUUUCUUCAAUCACCGAUUUGGUUAAUUAUUACGCUCAGCAUAAGUUCAAAAUACUAAAUGAACGUGUAUUACUAAAGAAUCCAAUCGUUGCACAACCAUGGGAAUUGAAACAUCAACAGUUGGAGCUUCUUCAAAAGCUUGGCGAAGGUGCAUUUGGUGAAGUCCAUUCUGCCAACCUUUCACUCACUCCUCGAUUCUGUGUCAAAGCUGCUGUCAAAGUUCUUAAAUGUGAUGCGAUGACAAAGGAAAAAGUACGAGAAGCAAUGUGUGAAGUUCGAAUGCUACGAAAUUUAAGACAUGAAAAUAUUGUUCGCUUUUAUGGGGUUGCUAACAGACGUGAACCUUUAAUGAUUGUUAUGGAACUUGUCAAGGAAGGUGGAUUGAAUUCAUUCCUUAAAAAAAAUGGUAACAAUCUUUCAAUGAACAUUAAACUAUCGAUGAUUCGUGAUGCUGCCUGUGGUUUAGCUUAUUUACAUGGUAAAAAUAUUAUGCACAGAGAUUUGGCAACUCGUAAUUGCUUGUAUACAGGUGAAGUAGUUAAAUUGAGCGACUUUGGCAUGGCUGCUUACGGACCUCAAUAUAAAUUGCUACCCACUGAUAAAGCACCUGUUCGAUGGAUUGCUCCUGAGGUAUUCCGCACGCUAAUCUAUUCAUUUCCUUCCGAUACAUGGGCUUUUUUUAUUAUGGUUUGGGAAAUUUUCAACAAUGCUAUGGAGCCUUAUCCAGGUUGGGAUCGAGCACGUGUCAAAAUUGAAGUUCUGAAGGGUAGUCGAUUAUCGAUGCCUUCUAGCACACCAAUUAAACUUCAGCAACUUUGUAUGCAAACUUGGAACACGGAUAUCAAUAAACGGCCAACAAUGCAUACUGUAGCGUCUGUAAUGAUGCGAUUGACCGGGAAGACAGAUGCCAGUGAAAAACAAACUCGUACUACUGCUACCAGACUAAUUCAAAUGAAUCAAAAUAUGCAAGUAAAUUAUAGAAGUCCAAAGAUAGCUUCUCCUCAUAGAUUAAUACCGAAAGAGAAAAGGUAA